AUGCAGGUGGGAGGUUUAUCCCCGAAAAUUUUCAGCAAAGCACACAACUUAGAACAUAACAUCACUAUGAGGACCGCAUUGACCUUUGCAUCUAUCGCUGCUGCCGGUGCUGUGGCAUACGCCGUAUACUUCGACUACAACCGUAGAAACAGCCCUGAGUUCAGAAGGCAAUUGAAGAAGAGACAACAGAAGGAGCAGAAACAAGCUGCCAAAGCACAGGAGGAGAGCAAAAAGUCUAAGAUGUUGGCUGUCAAGAAGGCAUUGACCGAAGACUUGGCUCAAAACCCACUUCCUACUGACUUGUCCAAGAAGGAGGAAUUCUUCUUGGAGAACGUUGCCAUCGGUGAACAAUUGGCCAACGACCCUAACAGCAAGAUCGAGGCUGCAUUGAAGUUCUACAAGGCCUUGGCUGUCUACCCUAACCCUACUGACAUUAUGGGUAUCUACCACAAGACUUUGCCAGAGGAUGUCUACGAGUUGUUGGUCAUGAUGAUUGCCCUCCAACCACCUGCCGCCAUUACCAACAUCAUUGGAGGACCUGGUGGUAUUUCUGGUGCUGCUUCUGCUGCUCCAGCUGCUGCUGCCGCUGCUGCUGCCGAGGCUGCUGAGGCUGUCGAGGCUGAGGCUGUUGAGGAGAUGAAGCCAUCCGAGACUGAUUUGGACUAA
Australozyma saopauloensis is the source of this 666-nucleotide messenger RNA. RefSeq names its product Tom20p (gene TOM20). The transcript has a single exon. Lineage: Eukaryota; Fungi; Ascomycota; Pichiomycetes; Serinales; Metschnikowiaceae. Bases 1 to 666 code for a protein of 221 amino acids. Gene Ontology annotation, molecular function: transmembrane protein transporter activity. Gene Ontology annotation, biological process: tRNA import into mitochondrion; protein import into mitochondrial matrix; protein targeting. The record is from RefSeq and is a predicted model, not a curated record. Gene Ontology annotation, cellular component: mitochondrial outer membrane translocase complex; mitochondrial outer membrane.